Molecule: messenger RNA, 6573 nt
Organism: Chroicocephalus ridibundus (black-headed gull)
Lineage: Eukaryota; Metazoa; Chordata; Aves; Charadriiformes; Laridae
Gene: MOB1B
Product: MOB kinase activator 1B
Exons: 6
Coding region: 199-723 (174 amino acids)
Biological process (GO): positive regulation of protein phosphorylation; hippo signaling
Cellular component (GO): nucleus; cytoplasm
Molecular function (GO): protein kinase activator activity
Source: RefSeq, a predicted model, not a curated record
GGAGUUUCCCUCUUGUAACAAUAUUUUUUUAUUUUCCCCCCUCAUACUAAGCACGAUAGGCUCGGGAGUUGUUGCCUCUGCGGUCGUGGCAGUCGCUCUUCCAAAACCUUCAAACCAAAGAAGAAUAUUCCAGAGGGGUCUCACCAGUACGAGCUGCUAAAACAUGCUGAAGCCACGCUUGGCAGCGGUAAUCUCCGGAUGGCCGUUAUGCUUCCAGAGGGUGAAGACUUAAAUGAAUGGGUUGCAGUUAACACUGUUGACUUCUUCAACCAGAUCAAUAUGCUUUAUGGAACCAUUACGGACUUCUGCACAGAGGAGAGCUGCCCCGUGAUGUCUGCCGGCCCAAAAUAUGAGUACCACUGGGCAGAUGGGACAAACAUAAAGAAACCAAUUAAAUGCUCUGCACCAAAGUACAUUGAUUACCUGAUGACUUGGGUCCAGGAUCAGCUGGAUGAUGAAACGCUAUUUCCUUCUAAAAUAGGUGUACCAUUCCCAAAGAAUUUCAUGUCAGUGGCAAAGACAAUUUUAAAGCGUCUCUUCAGAGUUUAUGCUCACAUUUAUCACCAGCACUUUGAUCCAGUGAUCCAGCUACAGGAAGAGGCACACCUUAACACUUCUUUCAAGCACUUUAUAUUUUUUGUUCAGGAAUUCAACCUCAUUGAUAGAAGAGAACUUGCACCACUUCAAGAACUGAUUGAAAAACUCACCUCUAAGGACAGAUAAAAGGAAGAGGAUUUCUUGAAAUCACUUGUUUCUUUACGCGAGCGUGUGGUAUUUGUUUUUUGUUCGUUUGUUUUUUUUUUUUUUUAAAAGAACAAAACAAAAACCUGUGCUGUUACUGAUGACGGCCAAGGUCUACUUUCUGUGCUUUUAUUAGGGGAAAUCUUUUAUCUGUUAGUGACACGUGGUAAAUAGCUUUUCUUUGGAUUUUUUUUUUUUUCCUUCUUCCCCGAUUGUUGUUAAUUCAUUGUGGAAUUUUAGCAGGUCCUGAGCGUUUGUAAAGGAAACGUGCUUGGUUGGGGGAUUGACUCUGCUGGUGGAUGGGUUCUUGUAUUGUGUCAGUGGUUGCCCGUUCUCAUGAAGUCCCUAAAAGACUUGCUUACAUUCUCUAAGUGCCUUGGCAGACUCACUUCUGAGGUGCAAAGCACAUUCAAUACUGAGCAUUGCUGGAAACAGAAAAUAUGAACUAACACCCAGGACACUUACUGAUACUUCUUUUAGAAAAAUAUAUAUAUAUGCUUACACUAAAAAAAAAAAAGCCAUAACUUACUGAAAUCAAUGAUCUCCAGCUUUUAAUACAAAUACUUGUCUUAUUUUUUUAGAGAUUAAUAUAGAAUUUUUCAAAACUAGGUAUUUCUUAUUAAGAAAAGCAAUGGCGAAGUUCUGGUCACUAACGCGAAACGAUGGAGGUGGUUGUCAAAAUUACAAAGAACCUGCGCUUAGCAAGUAGUUACAUGUCUGUUGCCAUUGGUUUUGGCUUUUCAUAGUUGCUUUUAUUUUUUUAAACAGGGAAGCAUCAACCUUUGUCAGUCACUUUGCUGAAGUUUCCUAGCAUUUGCCAAAUGAAUGGUUAGUUUGCACACACAUAUAGUUAGGGAAAAUACUCCACAUAAAAAAAACGCGCUGGGGUAAUACUAAGAAAAAUCUGGCUUGAAAAGAAACCAGUGAAAUGAUUGUAAGUUAUGAAUGCUGGCUCUGUGGAGGAGCUGUGGUGGCCACUGUUUCCAGUGGUAGGCAGUGCAUCUUGAAGGGUGUAUAAUUUCACGGACCGCUUUGGAUUUACGUUAGUGUGGUGGUGUUCUGCCCCAUUUAAAAUGGCAGCCCAGCUCCGAGGAACUACAGCGGUUGGGAAGAGAGUUAGGGAAUUUGUAGUGUCUUGUAAUUUGGUAAGCGCAUCUUCUGUUUCUGAGAAAACCUAAUCAAAACGUGGCCUUCGCCCACCUGGGUUAAUGUCUUUGCCUCUCUAGCCUUGUGUUUCCUCAAACCGGGAAUGGGAAUCGCCUGCGAGAAGUUAACCUCUGGGGGGAUCCACAGGGGAUCACUUGGAGAUUUCUGCUGCGAUUCUAUCAGUCAGGUUUCCCAUUGCGCAAGCCCCUAUGUCUGUCUGUCUUGUUUUUUUUAAUGGAUCUCGUCAAAGCCAUUGGAUUUUGGCUUCAAAGGAACCUGUAUUAGUUUCUAUCCCAAGAUAUCGCUAGUUGCCAAAUACAGUACAGUAGGGGCAGCCAGCCUUUGCUAGAUUGUGACUCUGCAAAACCACCAUUUUUAGGCCUGAGUAAUGUGAAGACCGUAACUGGCUGGUGCACGCUAGACUGGCUCUCGAACCACUACAAUUUACAGGUGAAGCCAAGGUUAGCAUGCGGCAGAAAACCGAGCUUAUGCUUUGUGCGCCCUUGCUUGACUGAAAACGCUGAGUAAAGUGGAAAACACUGUGCAGCAGCCGGCAACAUCUUUAAGUGGCCGUUAGCAUAACCAGCUAAUAAACAUCUAAGCACAGUGAUAAACAUGGACUCAUUUGGGAGACCAGAAUCACUACUUCCGAGUUAAAAUGAUGUAUUUCAGAAGCAUCUGAAGGUUAUUUUAAGAACUGUGUUCUCUUCAAGGGAGUUGAAUUUCCUAGUCUGCUUAAACUGCUUCCUGGAGAAGCAAUUGAAUGUUUUGUUAACCUCUUCUGUCUCUCUUCUUUAUAUUUUAUUUUAUUUUAUUUUUCCUGAACAGAUGAGAACAAUUGAGGAAGCCUAGUAUUGAGCCAGAAACUGGCAUUGUGUUCCUGUUUCACUGCUGCUUGUUUAGAAAUGGAAAUACUGAGCAUUGCGUGGUGAAGAAGGGUCAUGCAGUGAGGUUCAUACUGAAUUUAGGUUUGCUACACUAAUGUUAGACAGCGAGGCUGACUGCGGAACACCUGCAGUUUCGCAUUUGUAAUUAAGACAGCGCUUAGUUUCAUUUGAAGCUUCGUUCCGGUUCAAGAAAACGUAGAAUGUAUUUGGCUCCUUGGCAGAUCAAUGUUGCUGCCCACGAUAAUCUCCUCAAAGGACAAGUGAAACAUUCAGUUAUCCCUAUGUUUUGGCUUUUUUUUAUGUCCUACAGAAUUACCAAGUUUUCUCGAUGUGUGCAUGUCAAAGGAAAGGACUUUGAUAUUGUGUUUUUCUGGGAUUGGGUUGGAGUUACCACAGUCCAUGCUGAGUCAAGCUGCCGAUGCAGAGAGCGCUUUCCCUCAAAUGUUUUAACAAGCUCCUACUUUAAAAAAAGAUGGAGUCUUAUCCCUUCUCAGCCCUGAGGAUCUUGACUCUUCCACGUGUGUACAUGCACGUGGAAGGAAAAGGGGGGAGAUACUCAAUGACUGUUACCUCUUCAGAGAGUUGGGGCUUGGCAAAAUAGACAUUAGAGGCAAAAGCAACCAGGAGGCCUUGGCAAGUGGCCUGUGACUGCAGUAUUCACCCCAGUGCUUCUGUCAGUCCUUCUUGCUUGUAGGAGAGACCUGGUCUGGCAAAUAUUGGGUUUCGCAUUGCAGUUGUGUUGGCCAGUGGAAGAGUCGGUGCUGUAGCACCUGGAUGCUGCUGUCUGGAGCCGAGGGAUGGGCUGGUAAGAAAGCGGGAGCUCCCGUGGGCAGAACGUCCCGUGUGUUGGACUGGGCGAGUACCAUCCAGUGCUGGCUCUGGGUGCAGCACUGGAGGGCUCGCUCAGGUCAGGACCGAAGACUUAGUGUCAUUUCAGAGUUACGGGAGCAAUCGGCAUCCACCUGACUACGCAAAAGCAGCUUAACUCCCAGAUUUGAGCAGCUCUAUUUUAAGCAGGCUUCAGUCAUGCAGGAAGCUGAAUUGAAGAACGUGCUCUUACACACGCAGCCUUUUCUGCGUGCUUCUAUCUGAGGAGCGUUUAAUGACUGAAAAUUUCCAGCUACAGAGGCGUGAAGAGCGCUGCCGAUGCAGUUUGAUAUUAAAAAUGCUGUAAACUUUCCAACAAAAACCUCUUCGAGUUGAGUCAGUGCCGCUGAAGAGGCUGGGUGUGCGCGUUCACCGUGCUGCUGGUCAAUGCUGACUGGAGAGGAGCCGUUUAACCAGUGCCAGAGCUCAUGUUUCUCACAUCGCAGCAAGACACGAGAGGGAGAAUGGCAGAAGCCCACGCCAAGGUGCUAAAUAGGAGAUAUCCUCCAUUAGAUUUCAAGCUGUCUCUUUGGUUUGGUGUCACGUACCAGCAAGAAACUCGAAAGAAAAAUAUUGAGAAGUGAGGAUUUCCUUGGAGUGAUACCUUGGAGUGCAGUUGUUCUCUUUUUUCUUUUUUUUUUUUUUUUUUCCUUUUUGGGGCAUACUUCUGCUCUGGAAGGGUUUUGUUUGUUUGUUUGCUUUUUAAGUAGACAAUUCUAGAAAUCGAGAGGCGUCUGCUGCAGUUCAGCCAAUCAGAAUUAGAAUGUAUUAUGUCAACAAUAAAUUAGGGUAUUUUUUGUAUUUAGUAGAAAACACUUUUACAGAAUAGUUUCUAGGCAUGUAAUAAAAGCUUGGAGAUCAUGAUUUGCCUGACAGCUGUAUGAACACAUUGUUUAAUUACACAACACUUGAAAAGUAACAACAUGAAAGAUAUGUACGCAGUGUUUGGGAUUUAGUAUCCCUAUGCUGUUGAUAUUUGCAGCUUUUAAUUGUUGGGUUGUUUUGUGUGUUGGGUUUUUUUUUUGGUUUUUUUUUUUUUUUUUUUUUUUUGCUUCAAAAAGAUGUGGGACCAGAAGCUGACAGGUAUUUACACUCUUGAAGUAAGGGCAGAUGGAAAUGCUAAACAAAAGUUGCCACGUUUUACCAAACGGAGUCUGGUUGGAGUGAAUGUGUUUCUAAAAUAGUGCAUUUGCUGGGGGGGAAAGGGGGGGACACCCCCCCCCCCCCUCUUUCGCUCCCCAAAUAAAACCCAGAGCAACGAACCCUGAACAAACCCCGCGUUACAAAGGGACUCUGGUUUGUGUCCCGAGCGCUUUGAGACACAAACUUCCAGCUUUGUCCUCGCUGGGAGCGGAAGGUGCUGGUGGGGUUCAACCAGGCUGGGCUGCCAGUGCUGGCUGAGCCCUCCCAGUUUAAGAAAUCCUGAAAUUCUGUGGUUUGUGGUGCUUUUCGGCUACCAGCGUAUUGGAGCGUGUCAGUCAUUUGGGUGGGAACUUCAGGAGGUCAUCUACCUCGAGACGGGACGGGGCGAACUCCGCCGAGUUCAGCCACCGGUGCGCAGUCGGCACUGUUGAGAUGGUUUUGGGACACAUUAUGUUGGCAGAAAUAACUUUUCGAGUCAGGGAUACAAGUUAAAUCACGCAAAUAGCAAAUAAAAACGCCACAUUCUGCUGUCGCAGGUAGCUGAAGGGAGAAAACAGGUUUCAAGGGGCAGGUGGCCCGUCUGCAAGUGUCGAGUUUCUUUUACUGCUUACUAUGCAAUGUCGAGCUUUGAACUUUGGCUUUGACUUUAAGACGUAGAGGAGCACUGUCCCCGUUCAGUAUUUAGGACCUGAACACCCCCCCCCCCGUCUCCCUGACACUCAUUUACAGGUAAGGAUACCUAUUUGCUGCUAUCGACUUUACCUCCCUUUCAAGUUCCUUUCCGUGUCUCGCCCCCCCGCCCCCCAUCCCUUUCUCUUGACUCACCGGACGCAAUUUUACUGUAAAGACAUCCUUUUGGGAUACUUACUCUUCUCCUCGCUACCCUCUCCCCCCUUCCUACCUGCCAGAGUGCUGUAUUACUGUAUAUAAACCGCCCCCUUUUAGCCGGAUUAUUUAAAAACCCGCAGCCCGAACACGGACUCCUGGCUUUCCCUUCAUUAAACGAUUCCCUGGUUCACUGAGUCUUGUUUCCUUCACUGCUCAUAAUUGGGUUUUUUGUUGGGUUUUUCUUUUUCUUUUUUUUUUUUUUUUCCCCCCCAAACCGCACUCCUAAAACCACUAACAGUUUAUUUAUCUCUUCCUGGAGAUCUCCUCCUCCGAGCUGAGACUAACAUCGAAGUCUUCAACCUCUUCAUUUUCCUGCUUUUCCUACAGUUUCCUCUUGCCAGGUUCAGGAUGGCAGUCUAGGUAAAUACGACGUUUUUUGUUGGAAGAACCGAUUCCCGAAAUCGUUUUCAUAGAGUAUUGUAUUUUUAGGGGAAAUUAAUUUUUAUAGCCACUAAACGAUACUCAUUAUUUUUGUACGUUGGCGAUUUCUGACGCUUUUCAGAGGCGUGUCGCGGAGGGGACGCUUUAUUUUCAUGGCUCUCCUACUACUGGGGUGCGCUGUGGUUGUGUUGCUUAGUGCCCAGAAGCACAUACCUCCCCGUGCGACGGAAGAGAGAGGAGGAUUGCAAUAAAAGUGCAUGAGGUUUGACUAAAAGGCCAUUUUGGAAGGCAAAAAAAAAAAAAAAAAAAAUUACAAAAGCAACACUAACCUUUCCCUCUCCUUUAAAAUCCUGAAAUAUAUGGGAGAAAAUGCGGUGUAAAAUAGAAAAUGCAAGACGAGAACCCUCGCUGUAAGCUAACUGUGCCAAUAUCGCUUCAGUUCUAGUCACUGAUUGAUAUUUUAGUUUUAAAUGAGGACGGCUUUUGAUUAAAAAUAAUAAAAAAAAAAAAAAAGAAAAAA